Messenger RNA from Carcharodon carcharias (great white shark), 548 nucleotides. RefSeq names its product sterile alpha motif domain-containing protein 5-like. Gene Ontology annotation, molecular function: protein binding. Lineage: Eukaryota; Metazoa; Chordata; Chondrichthyes; Lamniformes; Lamnidae. Bases 66 to 548 code for a protein of 160 amino acids. The record is from RefSeq and is a predicted model, not a curated record. The transcript has 2 exons.
UUCCUGAGACGCCCUUCGGAGCGUUGUGGGUGGCGGACCAUGGACUGAGCCCUAGUCUGGACGCCAUGUUGUUUGAAGAGGGGGAGAUGAGCAUCGGGGACUGGCUGAGCGUCAUCCACCUGGAGCAGUACACAGAUCACUUCGUCGACAAUCGGUACCGGCGGGUGUCUGACUGCUGGGGCAUUCGCAACGAGGACCUGUCCCGAAUCGGAGUCUUCCUUCCCGGACACCGCAAGCGGAUCCUCUCCGCGCUCAACAAAGCUCGCCAGGAAACCCUGACCCCUGACCCCCCGUACCAGCCGGCCCUGACCCCUGACCCCUCGCCGGAGCCCCCUGAGAAACCCGUCCCCAAGAAGAGGAACGUCUACCUCUGCAGCCAGAUCUCCGACCCCGCUCUCCAGACCCCGUCGGCGAAGCCGCUCCCGCCCAUCCCCCCCAGGCAGUCUCCCGGACGCCCCCCGGAGAGGCUGACCCCUUGGCCCUGCCCAGCGAGGCGCGCCAGCGGGAUCUUCCUCUGCUUCCACCGCGCCAGGAUGCGCCCGCGGUGA